UGGAUACUUGUGUGCUCUAGCCAGAGGGGAAUAGCAAACAGGGGUAAACAGAACAUAAUAGGGAAGUCUAACCAGAACUGGGAAAAACAUCAGAAGUUGUUGAGCAUAUAUAUGAGUGCUGAUCUUCAGGACGAACAAACUCUGCUUUUCAGGGAUAUUGCAAUCAUAUGCAUACAUUGCUUCCUGUGUUCUCUGUUGCCUCUGUCUUUCUUUCUCCCUCAUUUUAGAUCAGCUGUUUCCAUCAUCACUCUCUCAUGUUAGAUGGUCUGAUAUCAGGCAAAGGGGCAUGUACAGGAAGCUUUUUUGUUGUUUUUGUAGGGCCCCCAAGCCCCCCAUCGAUGAAGUUGUGUCAUGGCGACAAUCCCUGAAAAAACUCCAGGAGUCUAAAACAGGGCAGCUGGCCUUCAGAGAGUUCCUGAGGACAGAGUACAGCGAGGAGAACAUCUUGUUCUGGCUGGCCUGUGAGGAGUACAAGACCAUCACCACCAGCAAUGAGAUAGCUAUAGCAGCCAAAAGGAUCUACACAGAGUUUGUACAGGUCGACGCUCCCAGACAGAUAAACAUCGACUGUGGGACCAGGCAGGAGAUUACAAACAGCAUGUCUCAGCCGACCCUGAGCUGCUUCGACAAGGCACAGAGACUGAUAUACAAGCUGAUGAAAAAGGACUGUUAUCCCAGAUUCCUGAAAUCUGAAAUCUAUCAAGGUCUUUUAGAACCAUCAGAAGCCCGCUGAGGUUCCAGAACCAGGUGGAGAAUAAUACCUGUUAACAACCAACAGUCUGUGGGCUGACAGGGAUUCAACUCUCUCCGCUCUAACUAGCUGCCCAUGUAAGUUCAGCAUGGUUUAACUCUGGGCUGGAGCACAAAACACAGGGCCCAUGCUCUGUAGUCUCUCUAAUAAUAGUUCAUCAUCUAGCUCAGUGGCUCCUAAUCUUAUUCUGAGGUGUGGCCAACCAAAAUAUUUUCAACGUAAACAUAAAGUGGAAUACUCUCCAUAUAAAUAUGCUAAUAUUAUAGAUAAUAGAUAUGAUAACAAAUGUUAUACAGUACUGACUUUAUUUAGAGUAUAAAGCAUUAUGUAUGUUUUAUAACUUAUUAAUAUCCAUUGGUUAUCAAUUGAUCGUUACUUUUAACUGUAAUAAUUCAUGGUAUUCUCCUGAUGUCUAUGAAAACUAGGAUAUGUCAGACCUGCCAUUAAAGCAAUGAAAAAUA
This is a messenger RNA of Oncorhynchus nerka (sockeye salmon), 1212 nucleotides long. RefSeq names its product regulator of G-protein signaling 21-like. The record is from RefSeq and is a predicted model, not a curated record. The transcript has 5 exons. Bases 287 to 733 code for a protein of 148 amino acids. Lineage: Eukaryota; Metazoa; Chordata; Actinopteri; Salmoniformes; Salmonidae.